Molecule: messenger RNA, 3372 nt
Organism: Chenopodium quinoa (quinoa)
Lineage: Eukaryota; Viridiplantae; Streptophyta; Magnoliopsida; Caryophyllales; Amaranthaceae
Product: protein FAR1-RELATED SEQUENCE 9-like
Exons: 7
Coding region: 1196-3349 (717 amino acids)
Biological process (GO): regulation of DNA-templated transcription
Molecular function (GO): zinc ion binding
Source: RefSeq, a predicted model, not a curated record
UCAGGGACAGGGUGGGUGGCCUGCUCCUGCUGGUUACAAUUUUAGCCGCAGUGGUUGUCUCUUGUUGAAAAUUUUACCCUACACCCUAGUGUAGGGUGUGUUCCCUACACCCCCCCUAUGCUACGUCGUUUUGUAGCUGGUAUUGAGUUCUCAUGUGCAGCUUCUUUCCUUUUGCGAUUCUUUCCUUUUUUUUUUUUUUUUUUCCUUUUUUUCUUUUUUUCUUUUCUUCCUCUUUUUUCCUUUUUCCUUUGAUUCUUAUUAUUCAAUUUAUGUAUAUAUAUGAUUUUAAACCCUAUUUUUUCUCUCUCUUCAAUUGAUCAACCAACCUCCAUUUUUGAUCUACAUUUUUCUCUCGCUAAUUCAUCUUCUUCAUUUGAUUUUUUGAACGAAUUCGUUAAUUGUUACCGAUCAUCAAUGGCGAAUUCUGCAUCUGGAGAUUGCGUUGAUUUUGAUCGCGAUUGCGAGCGUGUGUUUCCUUCUGGACUUCGUUUCGUUGAUUCGUUUGUGCAACAAUUGGAAAAAAAUGAUGAUAUUAUGUAUUUAGAAGCAGAACAGUCUGAAUUAAAGGAUAAAGAAUUUAAAUCUGAAGAUGAAGCUUUCGAAGCGUAUAAUGAAUAUGCUUUUAGGAAAGGUUUUGGAAUUCGAAUUGGGAAGAGUAAGAGAAGAAGAGAUGAUUCUUUUUUGAUGAAAAGAUUUGUUUGUUGUAAUGAGGGAUUCAAAGAUAAUAAGUGUAAGAAUAAAAGGAUUUAUGAGAAGUUGGAUCAUCGAACUGGUUGUUUAGCUUUUGUGCAGUUUCAUAUUGAUCAUUUAGGGGUCUAUACAUGUACAAGACAUGAAAUGGUUCAUAAUCAUGCUAUGAUUCCUCCUGAAAAAAGGCAUUUGAUAAGGUCUCAAAGAGAUGUGAAUAAAGAGCAGCUUCUUUUCAUUUCAACAAUGAAAUUGAGUGGAGUCAAAGUUACUGAUUCUUUGAGGGUUCUAAAGAAGGAGGUUGGGGGAUCUCCUAAUCUUUGUUUUACUGCUUCUGAUGCUUAUAAUGCAUUGUCAUCUGAAAAAGCUGCCCAAAUUGAAGGAUGUGAUGGUAACCAAUUGAUUAAAUAUUUUGCCAAGAGACAUGUGGAUGAGACAGAUUUUUAUUAUGAUUUUGAACAAGAUGAUAGUGGUGCUUUAGUUAGUUUUUUUUUGGCGUGAUGGUAGGAUGAUGAGAGAUUAUCAUUACUUUGGAGAUUUGUUGGUUUUUGAUACAACUUAUAGAACUAAUAAAUAUGGAAUGAUAUGUGCUCCAUUUGUUGGGAUGAACCAUCAUGGUAACAAUGUCAUGUUUGGUAUGGGUUUUAUUCUUAAUGAGCGCACCGAGUCUUUUGAUUGGUUGUUUGAUACAUUUUUGCACUCAAUGGGGAGGAAAAGUCCCAUUACAAUUAUGACUGAUCAAGCACAAGCGAUUGCAGCGGGUAUAAGAAACAUUUUUCCUUCAACUGUUCAUCAUCGUUUAUGUGUAUGGCAUCUUGAACAAAAUUCUAAGAAACACAUUGGAGCAUUGAGAGCUUUGGAAGGCUUUACAGAUUUGUUUGGAUAUCUUUUGAAGUAUUGUGAAACUCCUGCUGAAUUUGAAUAUUUCUGGAAAAGGAUGUGUGAUAAAUACAAAUGUGAAAAUGAUGAUUGGUUAUGUGAUUUGUAUAAAAUAAAGGAAAUGUGGUGUCCUGCUUAUUCUAAGAAGUAUUGGUCUGGUGGUAUAUUGUCUUCUCAACGUAGUGAAACUACUAAUAAGUCAGUUUCACAACGUCUUAAUAAGACUCAAGGUUUAUGUGAUUUUUAUCAUGUUUUUCUUGAUGUCAUUUCUGAGUGGAGAAGUAAGGAAGGUGCAAGAGAUUACAAUACUCUGAGGGGUAAUAGGCACCUAGCUUUUGCUAAUAUUGGUAUAUUAGUUCAUGCAAGAUCAUUGUACACUAUUCAAGCUUAUGUUCUUUUUGAAGAGGAGUUCAUUAGGGGGACAGCUUAUGAUCAUGUUGAUAAUGGUUUGCGUUUUCCAGAAUAUUCAUAUCUUCUUUGGAGGCCUGGGAAGGAUAUAAUUAAGCAUGAAGUUGUUUUUAAUAAGGAAACACAUGCAAUUUGUUGCACAUGCAUGUACUUUAGUGAGACUGGUUUACUUUGUUCUCAUUCUCUUCGAGUAUAUCAUUUGCAUUGUGUGCGUAAUAUUCCACAAGAGUAUAUAAUGAAACGAUGGACAAAGGCUGCCAUGUGUAGUCAUGGUAUUGAAGAACCUACUUUGAGGACAAAUGUUGUGGCUACUAGUGUUUGGAGGUCACAAACAAUCAGAAAGUUUGUUAAGUUGAUAACAAGUUGUCAGAAUUCUUUGAAUGCAAGGGCAGAGGUUGAGUGUUAUUUCAAUCUGUUAAAAGAAAAGGUUGAGAGUGUAUCAGGUGUAAUUGACUUUAGUGAACCUGUUAAAGAGGUUGAAAUUGUUGAUCUUGAGAUCAAGAAUCCUCCAAAAGCUAGGCCUAAAGGUGAGAGGAAUGUAAGGCCUAAGAGUACCUUGGAGAAGCAGUGUAACAAGGCAAAGGGUAAUUUCAAGAGGAAAAAGUCUCUGUACACUCCUUACAAAAGGGGUAUAGGGCAAGCAGUUGUACAGGAACUUGAUGAGAACGGUUGUGCUGUUACUUAUGCUAAUUCUAUUAGUGAUCCCAUUGAAUUGAUUGUUUUGAGCAAUAAACGGGCUCAGGUCGGCUUAAAAUCAGCUGUUGUAGAAGAAAUUCCUUCUAGUUCUAAGGAAUCAAAUCAUAGUAUUUCCAAUGAUUUUGAUCAGGCUACUGGUGAAAGCUCUCUUUCAUCUAUCAUAUCUAUUGAUGUUGAUAUUUCAUCUAUUGCUAAGGCGAAGGAUUUAAAUCUUGAAGGUGUUUCUGCUGUUCAACCUUGUUCUAAUUUUGGUGCAAAUGAAGGUGCUUCUGGUGUUAAAACUUACUCUCAAAUUAAUCCAAGAGUUCCAAUUCAUACUAGUGCGUCAACAAAAUCUCCUGUUGUUAUUCAACCUACUGUUCCCAGGAAUGUUCAAAAUCAAACUCAGAAUUGUUCAAACACCAAUCCAGAAAUGAUCAUAUCCAACUCCAGGAAUGUUCAAUCAACAAAUGUUCAAGUUAUUUCUCCUACGGUUCAAAUAAAUGAUCAAGGAUUUCCUGUUCAGAAUGUUCAAGUUACUCCUCCCACAGUUCAAAGAAAUGAUCAAGGUGCUCGUGUUCCAAUUCUUCAAUCAAGAAAUGUUCAAUUAGGUUCUAAAAAGAUUUCUUCUAAAUAUGAUAGGUUGUUAGCCUUUUUUGAUACAAGUGUAGCUAAACGUUUGGCUAAUAAAGAUAAAUAAUUAGUAUUCCAGAACUUUAUAAA